AUGACAUUCAUUGGAAACGCGUUACUAGGAAGAAUUCUUUUUCCAGCACCGAAUCCACCUCAAUAUACACUGACAUCGCAUGAGGAACAUCUUUUCUGGCUUCCAUCUGAUUCAAGUUCAACUCCAAUACCAUGUUUACUCUAUUCACCACCACGAGAAGCUAAACUGUUCAUUAUAUGGUGUCAUGGAAAUGCUUGUGACAUUGGUAGCAUGUAUAUGACAUUGGCAGCAUUGAGUCGACGACUUCAGGCCCAUGCACUCAUCUUCGAAUAUCCCUCUUAUGGCUUAUUGAAAGGAUUAACAUCAUUACCCAGCGAAACAUCAAUUAAUAAUCAUGCUCAGCAUGCUUAUUUGUUCGUUCGUGAUAAACUAAAAUGGCCAACUGAUAGAAUAAUUAUCUAUGGACAUUCGAUAGGAAGUGGUGCUGCAUGUCAUAUUGCGGCGACACAGCCAGUUGGUGGUCUCAUUCUUCAAUCCCCAUAUACAUCAAUCAACAAUUUAGUUAAUGAGAAAAUUGGUAUGUUAUCGAAUUUAGUGUAUAGCUCAUUCUGGGAUAAUCAUGAAACAAUGAAACAUAUUAAAUGUCCAACGCUUUUGAUUCAUGGACAACUUGAUACCUUAAUUCCAUCACAACAUUCUCAAAUCUUAUUCGAUUCAAUAAAUCAUAGGAACAACAAAAAAACUUGUAUUGUUACCAGACGAUGA
Messenger RNA from Rotaria sp. Silwood1, 705 nucleotides. NCBI's taxonomy places the organism in Eukaryota, Metazoa, Rotifera, Eurotatoria, Philodinida, Philodinidae. The record is from the annotation of a GenBank genome assembly.